Molecule: messenger RNA, 1509 nt
Organism: Aspergillus wentii DTO 134E9
Lineage: Eukaryota; Fungi; Ascomycota; Eurotiomycetes; Eurotiales; Aspergillaceae
Product: FAD-binding oxidoreductase
Exons: 4
Coding region: 1-1509 (502 amino acids)
Molecular function (GO): FAD binding
Source: RefSeq, a predicted model, not a curated record
AUGAAGUACCUACUGCACUUUCUCGGGUUCACCUCUGUCCUGGGUGUAGGGAAUGCAUCCAAUUUCUUGACGGGAACAUCCCUUGGGACGUCCAACCUCACAGCUGGUGCAGCUUGUGCCUGCAAGGAGCUCUCCAGCAUAUACUCCAGCCAGGUCAUCCUUCCCGGCUCGGAGAACUACACAGCACAGGCAAACUACUACUGGGACAUCCGGGCUGAUCUGAGUCCUGCUUGCGUUUUCAUGCCGAACACGGCCGACCAGGUUGCUACGGCUGUUAAGCAAUUUGUUCAAUGUGAUGCUCAAUUUGCGGUCCGUGGUGGUGGACAUAUGAAUUUCCCCGGAUCGAAUAACAUUGAUGGCGGUGUCGUUUUGGCAUUCAACAACAUGACAAACUACAAAGUCAACAAGGAUACAAUCGAGGUGGAGCCCGGAAUGACAUGGUACGAUGUGUAUGCGGCACUUGAUCCAUAUGGUCGAACAGCAAUCGGGGGUCGCCUCAAGACAAUUGGAGUCCCUGGACUUACUCUGAUCGGCGGAGUCUCCUACUUUAUUAACAAAUACGGCUUUGCUAUGGACAAUGUCAAUAGCUAUGAGGUGGUUUUGGGGAAUGGCACCCAGGUUACUGCUAACUCGACAGCCAAUCCUGACCUUUUCUGGGCGCUCAAGGGUGGUGCCAAUAACUUUGGAAUUGUCACAAAGUUCACCUUGAAGACAUACGCCAUGCCGCACAUUAGUACCACCAUCCAGGUCUUCAACGAGAGCUCUGCGUAUGCCUUCACCAAGGCAGUCUGUGACUGGGCUGUGGGUGACAGUGAGAGCCCUAUUGGCGCAGGCUCUGUGAUCACCAUCACCUACAAUGCCACCACUAAGGAGAUGUCAUCCACGCUUCUGGGUGUCCAGGAGGGAAUCAGCAAUCCGCCAUCAGAGUUUGCCAACUUUACUGCUAUCCCAGGUGUCUCCAAGAUGAACAACGUUACAACUGGCAAGCAAUGGGCCUCGGGCCUUGAUUCUCCCAAGCAGAUGUUCCGGGUCAUGUUCGCGCAUCACUCAAUGAUACCCGAUACUGACGUCCUCUACUCAAUGAUCGAGACAUGGAAAAACGCGGUCAACGACAUCGCCGACGUCCAAGGUUUGUACCCAACAUUCGUGGCGAAUAUUUCCCCAGCCAGCGCCGCGAGAGUAGCCAAGACGAAUGGCAUUGGCAAUGUGUGGGGUCUCGAUGAGGAGCCUUUGAUAUGGUGGCAACUUAGCACCGGCUGGGGCCUGGCACAGGACGAUCUCCGAGUUCAGGGCUGGGCUCGUCAGCUAACUGAGCGCCUGCACACAUUGAAUAAGCAAAACGGCCUGGCUAGAGAGUUCGUGUACAUGGGCGAUGCGGGUGAAUGGCAAGACCCGUAUGCUGGGUUUGCCCCAAAGAAUGUGCAGCGGAUGACGGAAAUCAGAGCGGCUUAUGAUCCCAAGGGAACGUUUUCGAAGUUGAAUUGGGGUGGGUUCAAGCUUGGGUACUGA